CAGAAUUUCCGACAGUGAUGCCAAAGGACGAGGCAGUGGCCGUAGAGGCGGCCAAGGACGACGAGCUCAACGAGCUGCAGCAGCAUCUGCAGCUUGAGGCCUUCGGUGGCAAAUAUCUCACGGCGCAGGAGAUUCUGCUGGUGCAGCUCUUUCAAUCGGCGGCCGACUCAGUCGCCUCCAGUGCUGGGGCUAAUGGCGGGAAUUCGGAAUUGAGUGUCUCCGCUCCAUCCGGUGCUUCUGCAUCCCCCAAGGCUGUGAGCAAAGUCGGAGGGGCCACGCUGGGUCGCAAGACGUCUCUCAGCUCGAUGGGAAAAGUUGCAGCGGGUGGCACCACGCCACCGUCCGUCACGACUCCUAAGCGACAAGUCUCGUCGGACAGAGCCCGAGUGCAGAGCUUCCUGGCUCAACGGUCUUCCGCCCCCAAUAGUAAUGGGUCUGGAGCCUCUGGUGGCGGAGCUGCAGGGGCUAAACCGGCCAUGUCGGCAGUGGAGAGAGCUAAACUACUGAUGGCCAAGAAAGCGGGUGGGGCGAGAUCGACGUCGUCCACCGCAGUGAAGAGGACGAACCCCUUGACGGAUAUUUUGAGAGGAGGAUCGGGCAGUGUUGUGGGAGGAGUGCACAGUGUCAAGAGACCGAGAAGCACCAAGAGUGACAAGCCAGGGGAGAUCAAGAUCCAGGGAGGACGCACGUCGAUUCAACUUCCAUUGGAGAGUUUCCUGAGGAAUGAAGACUGGGACUCGGCCACAGGAACCCCGUUGGAUCUUGUGCUGCCGGAAGUGGCGUUCGCUACGAACAAUACGCUGAUUAUUCACGCGACGCUACCGCCGAGAUCCUCCAGAUGCUGCUUCAAUGUCAGCACGCAGUCGAGUAUGCUCAGUGGUGCGCCGUAUCCUGGAACGGUGCUCUACCACUUCAAUCCGCGCCGUCAGCGUGGAGGACAUAUCAUUCAGAACAGCAAUAUUGACGGUCGCUGGGGCUGCUCGCAACCGCUGCCGCGGUUCCCGUUGACAUUUGGUGAGCCGUUCACUCUGCGUCUGACAGUCGUGCCGACUGGUUUCCUCGUUUUCAUUGAAGAAAUCUUCCAAGACGAAUUCAAGCAUCGCGUGCCUAUCCGUGAAGGCGAGAACCUCGUGCUAACGGUCCCCACUCGCGACGAGAACGGCAACCCAGAGGGUGUCAUUGUGCACAGUGUGUGGUGGGGCCAUGCAGAAGUUCCGCCCAAUCUUGAUACUCGUCGACGCGGAAGCAAUGGAGGAUAUCGAGGUGGCGACCGUGGAGGCUAUCGUGGUGGAAAUCCUGGCAGAGGUGGCGACCGUUUCCACCCUGCACCUCAUCCAUACGAAGUCUAUGUUGGCAACCUUCCACAGGGCACCUCGCGCGAAGAACUAUCGUUCCUAUUCCAGUACCUUGGCUACGAAACUGUGCGCAUUACAGCUCGUGGGUUUGGUUUCGUGACGCUGCGUAGUGCCGAGGACAUGAAUCGAGCUGUCGAAGAUCUAGAUGGGAAAGAGUUUAACGGGAUGAAGCUGCGCGUGUCGUGCGCACUACCUCCAAAAUAAUACUUAAGGAAGGCAGUUCUGUGGAUCCUAAUCCAAACAAAAGCGUUGCAACGCCCUUCUGGUGGCGCAGUUAACCUGGGUAAGCUUUGAAUACCCUAUUACCUAGUAAAUGGUAAUCGUUUCGACGAAGAACGACAUCGCCACUAUUAGUAAGACGUGGAUAGAGGCACCAAACAAGGUUAGGGUGUACUUAAGGAGGGGUGAUGCCCUCUCUGAGUUUAUUGAGGCAUUGCCUGUAACAGCGCAGUUUUGAGCUAAAUUUGUAUGGCAGGUCUAAGAACAACAAAUCCAGU
Molecule: messenger RNA, 1852 nt
Organism: Phytophthora nicotianae INRA-310
Lineage: Eukaryota; Oomycota; Peronosporomycetes; Peronosporales; Peronosporaceae
Exons: 1
Coding region: 18-1559 (513 amino acids)
Cellular component (GO): cytosol
Molecular function (GO): mRNA binding; carbohydrate binding
Source: RefSeq, a predicted model, not a curated record